UUCUGUAGCAUAAACAGGACUGAACAAGAAGAUGUUGGGCGAUCCUUUUAGGCAGAAACUGCGUGGGUCUUUUCUGUCUUAACGCUUUUUUUUUAACACAAAUGUAAAAGGAAGCAGAAUACUUGUUUAAGCUAAAUAAAUAAGUUCAAAUCAAGACGCUGAGGCAAAAUCCCUUGACAUUUACAAAUGGCUUCAGGCAAACUUCUGCACAUAAAAAUGUCGGAAAAUUCAGCUGUGCGUCUGAAAGUAGCACAGCAGUCCCAGCAGCAGGUCUCUGCUAAAAGUCUUGACAUCAGUAAGGUGGUUCGUCUUCUUGAGGAUCCUUUGACUACAAACAUGAAGGAGAAGCACCUUUUCGUACUGAGGAAACUAUUUGAGAGGAACCACACUGGAUUUCUGCUCAGGGAGCUGACAGGCAUGUCCAGAGUUCUCAACGUCUGUGCCGAGAAGGCGAAGGAUCACCCUGAAUAUGCAGCUGUUCUCUGUGAAGCUCUUAAAAUCUGCGGGCUUCCCUUCCUGAAGGAGAGAGUUUCUGAUGAGAUGAGGUACGCUCAGGACGCCACAGAAAUCCUCUCUCAUAUCGGGUAUCUGAUGAGGGUUUCACAUGAUGAAGUGAAGCAACACGUGGUUGAAUGUGUGAAGUCGUUCUACAACUAUGUGACUCCCCCACAGCUGCUCGAUGGGCUCCAGCAGACCUCUCUAGGCUACAAGCUGCAGCUGCUGGAGCGCAGCGACCUCCCUAAGACGCUGCUCCUCUCCAUGGCUGCGCUGGAGAACCAGCCUGCCAUCAAGCUGCAGCUCCUGCAGACGCUUCAGAUCCUCUCCAGCUCCUCUGACAAGAUCUGCACAUCAAUAGUAGAAGCACAUGGGGCAGAAACAAUCUGUCUCCACAUGAAUGAACCGGGCCGGUCCAGUCAGGUCCUUUUCUGCUCCUCGGAAAUCCUCUGGAACCUUCUGGAGAGUGGCAACAAAGAGGAGAUCAUCGGUCAGCUCAGCAGCAUGGAGUGUGUCAUAUCUCUGAAAGAAGCAUUUUGUCACCUGCUGCUGAAAGCUUCUCAAACUUCUGACCUCCAACUCAGAAAUGAUCUGCUUGUAAUCACAACGUUCAUCGCUGGAAAUCCAAACUCUCCGCUUGUCGAGAGUUUAUUUACCAAACAGCUUGUGGGUUUCGUCAUGUUUCCAGAGAUGAAACGUCGCAGCCCGUUGGACCAAAACCUCAAGCUCACCUACAGUAACAAAGACUUGAAGAUGAAGAAGUUGCUGCUGAAUCUGUUAGUUGUAAUGUCCAGAGACUGUGCUGCCCUGCAGCUUUAUGAAGAAGAAAUGGUCAUGCUGUUUCUGCUGAAGCUUAUCAAGCCUCUCGCCGGUUCGUCUGAGCGUCGCUCGGGUCUUCAUCACUGGUCUGUUGUCCAGCAGGAGGAGCUCCAGCUGCAGGCGCUGGCCACCCUCACCAGCAUCGCUCCACUCAUGCUGGAUGACUACAUGUCCUGUCAGGGAAACGCCUGCCUGCUGCUUCUGCUGGACUGGUGCGUCAGAACAGAUGCUUACUUUGCUCAUGGGCACAGUUUCCAUGGCACCGGAGGCAGAGGCAGUAAGAAGGCUCAGCUGCGGUACUGUAUCAGAGUGCUGAAAUCUGUCACGUCUCUGGGCGAAGAGUCUGUGAACCAGGACCUGUGUGAUCAGGGAAUAAUCAGCCAGCUUCUGGGGGUUUUGAACCAGAUGGAUGGACGAUCUGAUGAAGAAGAUGAAGUUACCACGGAGAUAAUGUCAAAUAUUCAGCUGAUCCUUUCAUCGCUGUGUGAGACCGACAUUCAUAGAAAGGAGCUGUUUGGAUCAGAGGGAGUUGAGAUGACCGUUCACUUCCUGAAGAAAGGCUCCAGCAAGUUCUACAGCGGUCUGGGACACAAUAAGCUCCUUCUUUCCACCAUUGACUGUGUGAGGUCCUGCAUUGUUGGCUGCUGCAGCACAGAAGAUUACUUUUUGGCUAAAGACGGGGCAUUUCUUCUGCUCAGCUUGCUCAGUACGAGCCCCAGAUGUGUGCACGGUGUUGUGCUUUCCACCCUGCUGGAGCUACAUGACAACCCAAACACGCCAUCUCUCAUCCUGAGCUGGAGGGAUGCUGCCGGUCAGACAGCUUCAAGACUCCUGCUGCAGCUGUGGAGGGAGGAGGAAAAGGAGCUGGGUGUGAUCCGAAACCAACAUGGAGGAAUUACAGAUCCUCAGAGUCCUGUUCUCAGUUGUUUCCAGCAGGACGGCGACUUGUUGUCAUUUCCUGCCGCCACACCAACCACAGCAGUGUUGGAAAUAUCAGAGAACCUGCGAGCAAAGAUUUAUUUAAUCUUCUGCUGUCUGGGUUUUCAGGGACUUCCUGGAUUGUCAACAGAAGAUUAUGUGACUCUGAGCAUUAUCAAAAGGUAUCUGGACUUUAAGGUUGGAGAGGUGUGGGAGGAGAUCAGCAGGGAACUGAGUCUGGAUGGCGUGAGGCCCAUCAGCCCUGAUGAAGAGGCUCUGAGCACCAUACAGAGGAUUUCAGAGGACACGGCGAGGAGGAUCAUGGCAGAGCAAAGAAGCAUCCUGGAGCAGCAGCAGGAAGAGGACAUCAGCGAGGAGAAGCUGGUCUACAGAGAGAUGAAGUCUCGCUUGAGGCAACAGGAGCUUACAUCCAAAUCCUGGAACAAAUAUGUUUCCAAGACUUCAAAUUAUGAGAUCCUGAAGGAGGAGAAAGCUCAGAGGGAGAAACAUGCUGCAUUAAUCAGAUCAAAACCAAAUCAUCCUGCAAAGCAUUUCAUCGGGCACGUCGUGGCCAUGGAAAGCACUGAUCUUCAGGGUCCUGCAGGAAUGAAAGUGAUGCUGGCCAAAGCUCCGAUCAGAACCGAACCAGCACCGUUAGACCUGGUGAACUUCAGCACCGUAAAAGAUUGAUCCCAGCGAGGAGGCUGGUUCAGUACAGCAUGUAUAUGUCAUAGUACAAACUGAACCUGAAAGCAAAUCAACGCAUUUCACAGUGAAUUAUUUGUGUUGUUUGUAUUUCUCGGUGCAGCUUUUUCCUGUUACUGAAGAUAUCAAGUGAAUUAGCAGAAAAUGCAGACAUGAGCUCACGCGAUGGGCACAAUCAGAACCUUGUUGUCUCGUCUGCCACCCAUCCCUGAAAAACACACACACACACGUGAAAACACAGCAUUUAAAAACAGUUUUUUCCACAGAAAAGGUUGGAACAAUAGUUUGGACAGAAAUGUGACAAAAGAUUGAUGUCAUUUCCUGUUUCUAGUGUGUAUCACUCUUAUCAGUCCCCAAAAAAAGACUUUUCUUCUGGUUUCAUCACAGCCCACCUCAUAAGACACAACACUGACGUUGGCUGCAGAUUCAGCAGGUAGUGGCAGAAGAGGGUCGUUUUACAGUUCUAUGGGUUUUGUGGAGG
Messenger RNA from Melanotaenia boesemani (Boeseman's rainbowfish), 3418 nucleotides. Its product is annotated as cilia- and flagella-associated protein 69-like. The record is from RefSeq and is a predicted model, not a curated record. The transcript has 23 exons. Bases 187 to 2922 code for a protein of 911 amino acids. Gene Ontology annotation, cellular component: sperm midpiece; non-motile cilium. NCBI's taxonomy places the organism in Eukaryota, Metazoa, Chordata, Actinopteri, Atheriniformes, Melanotaeniidae. Gene Ontology annotation, biological process: olfactory behavior; response to odorant; positive regulation of flagellated sperm motility.